This is a messenger RNA of Penicillium canariense, 264 nucleotides long. RefSeq lists its product as uncharacterized. The transcript is spliced from 2 exons. The coding region runs from base 1 to 264 and encodes 87 amino acids. The record is from RefSeq and is a predicted model, not a curated record. NCBI's taxonomy places the organism in Eukaryota, Fungi, Ascomycota, Eurotiomycetes, Eurotiales, Aspergillaceae.
AUGGCUCGGGCCCGGAACCGGGAUUUGGAGGUCGACGGGGCGACUGGGCAACUGGGCGACUGGGGGAGAUACGAGGAGACACGAUCGAACCGGGGCUGGCUGAGGGACACGUCGAAGGCCAUCCGGGGAGAGCGGGCACGACGCAUCCCCGGGAAAGAGUACCGGGGCGAUGGAAAGGUCCAGGUCCAGGUCCAGGUCCAGAUCCAGGUCCAGGUCCAGGUCCAGAGUCCAGGUCCAGAGUCCAGGAUGCGGCCUGCUGGGUAG